This is a messenger RNA of Acanthoscelides obtectus, 4026 nucleotides long. NCBI's taxonomy places the organism in Eukaryota, Metazoa, Arthropoda, Insecta, Coleoptera, Chrysomelidae. The record is from the annotation of a GenBank genome assembly.
AGUGGUAUCGCAUUUAAUAUACCUAUACGAGAUUACUUCUCAAAUUAUGUUUAAAAAAAUUACUUGAUUCCCUUUAAGUGUCGAAGUACUAUUUCAGUAGUUCUGGGUGAGUUUUUGCAAUCUCGUAGGGCGUUUAAUGUUUCAGGAUGAUAUGGGCGAGACUGGUGUCUGUUUAUUAAAAAACGACAGUUAACCGCAUCCUCGCUUGUUCGUUUUGGGGGGCUGAUGGAUAUAUACCUAUGCAUUGGGAAGGAAUGCUUACCCCUGGCGAUCCUGGGUUUUUCUGGUUUCUUAAAAUUAUUCUAAUGAUGGCUUAAGAUCUUGGCACACCUACCUACUGCACACGACAGUUCAAUCUAUAUAUUGUGGCGACACGCUGUAUAGAAUGAAGAAAUGAAGAAAUAAAUGAACUGUAACCUAGAAGAGAGAUAACCAACAGUAUGAUGAUUAAUUCUCAUUGUACUUGCUGGCCGAAACGUCGCACGAACAGUGCUUAAAACAUAUUUGAUUGAACACUAACACGGUUACGAAAAUGAAAAACUUUUUUACUAAAAAUUAGAAAUAUCGCCGACACGGCCCUGGAAGAGUCCAUUCCAUCUCCAUACAUAUUGCCAUUUUAAAUAUAAUUCAAAUACAACAAGAAAUGCCUCUUUACCAUAGAAAAUUAAUUUUUUUAUUGUUAAAUAUCCUUACUACCUGAUUGAGAAUAUCUGAAGAAACAAAGAAAUCGAAUGAAAGCCGAUUAUCGACUUGUUUUCUGGCGAAGCAGUGGAAGGGCGCUGCAAGCAAGGUUGAAUGAGGUAGCGUAUUUGUUACGUAAAUUCCGUGUUACGUGCCGGAUUGCUGAAGCAGGUUGUCAAAUGCUGAAAAUCAUUCCUAACUAUCAUUUGGCCGUUUAGUAUCUUCGAAAUUCCUCAAAACCCUGAAGAGAAUCGAACCAGAAGAUGUUAUCAGUCUGUAAACAAACAUUCUCCUCCAAUCUACAAAGUAACUACAGGGUAGCAACCAGAUGCUUAGGCUCUGUAGUACCUGAACUGAAACUAAAUGAUUUCGGCAUUCAAAAUGAACCUGUGCUUGGUUAUCUGAAGGGCUCUAAAGAAAGAGCAGAACUUGAAAAGGCUCUGCAAGAGCUUUCAAGUAAAACUGAAGAGGUACCCAUUGUUAUUGGCGACAAGGAGUUUAGGAAUAAUGAUGUACAUUAUCAGGUGAUGCCUCAUAACCAUAAGAAACAAAUUGCCAAAUUUUAUUAUGCCGACAAAAAUCUAGUAAACAAAGCUAUAGAUGUGGCAACAGAGACUCAAAAGAAAUGGGACAGAACCCCAUUUCCAGAGAGGUUGAGAAUAUGGGAAAAGGCGGCCUCCCUAAUGGCCAAUGAAUACAGAGCAAAAUUGAAUGCUGCUACCAUGCUGGGCCAAGCUAAGACUAUCAUUCAGGCUGAAAUCGACUCGGCUGCAGAACUCAUAGACUUCUUCAGAAUAAACGCCUACUUUCUGAAAGAAGCAACUAAAUAUCAACCGAUCUCAGAAGACCCAAGGGUCACAAAGAACUCCAUGAGGUAUCGUGGCUUCGAUGGAUUCGUGGCUGCUAUUUCACCAUUCAACUUCACUGCAAUCGGCGGAAACUUGGCGUAUACACCAGCUUUAAUGGGUAACGCCGUGCUAUGGAAGCCCAGUGACACGGCUCUCUUGUCGAACUGGGUAACGUUCCAGAUCUGUCGUGAAGCGGGUGUGCCUCCAGGUGUAGUAAACUUUGUACCAGCUGAUGGGCCAGUCUUUGGUGACAACAUCACUGCUUCGCCACAUCUUGCUGGUAUCAACUUCACUGGAAGUGUUCCUACCUUCUCUCGACUCUGGAAGCAAGUGGCUCAGAACAUCGGCAUGUUCAGAAAUUUCCCACGUCUGAUCGGCGAGUGCGGUGGAAAGAACUUCCACUUUAUCCAUCCCUCCGCUGACGUGGAAUCUGUUGUCAAUGGCACGAUCAGGAGCGCUUUCGAAUUCUGUGGACAGAAGUGCAGCGCUUGCUCGAGGAUGUACGUGCCAGAAUCUUUGUGGCCACAGGUCAAAAAGGGCCUAUUAGAAAAACGCUCCCAGCUGAAAAUAGGAGAUCCGACCGACGUGAAGAGCUUCACAUCUGCUGUAAUAGACAACAAAGCAUUUGAUAGGAUUAAAAGUUACAUCGAUCAUGCGAAAAAUUCACCGAAUCUCGAAGUUAUUGGUGGGGGAAAAUGUGAUGACAGUGUCGGCUACUUCAUUGAACCGACGAUCGUCCAAUCCAAAGAUCCUCUUGACAAGAUUAUGAAAGAAGAAAUAUUCGGCCCUGUGCUAUCCAUUUUCGUUUAUAAAGACAGCCAGAUUAAGGAAACACUGGAUAUUGUAGCCAAUUCGACGCAAUUCGCUUUGACGGGAGCCGUAUUUGCACAAGACGAAAAUUUCCUGAAACAAGCCAUCGAAGACCUUAAAAUGACUGCUGGCAACUUCUACGUCAAUGACAAAUCAACGGGAAGUGUGGUUGGUCAGCAACCAUUUGGUGGUGCUAGGAUGUCAGGUACCAAUGACAAAGCCGGAGGUCCACACUACUGCCUGCGAUGGGGCAACCCACAAGCGAUCAAAGAAACAUUCGUUCCCCUAAAAGAUAUUGAGUAUCCCUACAUGCAGCAGUAGACCAAUUAUUUUUAAGAUUAAAUCUCACACUCAUCGUGCAUCUCAUGCUUAGUUCAUUCAUUGUGAUACGUUUCUUAUGUUUUAAAUUAAUAAUCCCACUUUGCUAAAUCUGAUUUAGGCGUAGGAGAGCGUAUGUAGUGCUUUAGGUUUAUAAAUUAUUAUUUUUAUACAGUUACUCACGAAAAAAAAUGAACUGAGAUGCAUUUUCAUCAAAAUAGACAGACUUCAUAGUCUCGCUUUCCUCCAUUUCAGUAGGUUUUGAAAGCUGUUAGCAUUCCAUAAAAAAGCGUAUCUUGGUAAUAGCAAUAGUAUUUGGGUUUCGAGAAUGUAUGAAGUUUUUAGACUAAGCAGAAACUUGUUGAUAAAAUAUCAAUUUUGUUACAUUUUUGGACAAUUUUGGUAAACAACAUAUUGUUUUAAAAAGGAACAGUACGUUCUGAAAUAAUUAGAUUUCGCUCGUUUUUUCUCGUGGAAAAUCCUAUGGCGUCCAGGAAACGGGUAAAAUUGCGUGUGUUAAUGGUCGUCAUUACACGUCAUUAUAGAACUGGAAAUGAUGUUCUGUUUUUAAAAUAACUUGUUCAGAUACAUCGACUUCCAAUAUAUUACAUAUAAAACUUCAAAAAGAAAAAUGUACAUAUAUCCUUUUUUCGUAUUCCAGUGUUUUUCGAGGGCAUGAUCGUGUUUUGGUUAUACAAAUCCCAUACUUUUUCUUUUCAGCUAAUCGCUUUUUUGCCAGGAACGUAAUUUUUUACCUGAAAACGUUCCCUUUGCUCCCAAAUCUGUUUCUAAAAUCACGUUCGUAUACAUAACACACCAUUCCUAAUGCCAGGUUUUUUCAAAAGACAUAGAAGAUUUCCUUUGGAAUGGAGUGCCGCGCACAAUCACGUGGAAAAUCAGCUUUUCACGCCAACCGUCAUGUUCCAACGCACCACAAUUUUCCACACGAAAGAACGUCUGUGUGCGGUCAGCUUAGCUCCCAUAACCAUCGAUAAACAAACGCAUAGCUUUACAAGGGCAAAAAAGUACGCAUAUCUCAUAGAGUGCAUUUCAGCUAAAUAUAAACCACUCAAUGCCGAGUUAAUCUUUUGUAAGUAACUGUACGUGAUAUGUGAAAAAGUCAAAAAAAGUGUCAUAUGCAACUGCUAUGUUGGAAUUCAACUCUGAGGAAAUCUCAUCGUGUUCUUUAUACGUUUUUUGACCAUAUGUUUUACGUCAUCCUAUUCACACUUGUGGGAUGAGACAUUGACAAUAUUAUUGUUAGUGAAGAUGUAUUAAAUGUAUAUUUCGGACAUGUUUAAGUUAUUACAUAUCUGUAAAAAAUAUGUAAGUUGCAUGUAAUAUAUACCGAUUUUUCUUUAUUGAAAAU